CGUUCAGGCUGAUCCUCUGCCUGCCCUGCCCUCAAUCUUGGGGGAAGCGCUGGAUACUUGAUUACCUGUCUGAAAUUGUCUCCUGGUUAGGAGAUGCAGAGAGCAAGAACUUCGCCUCCGACACCUGACAUGCCGAUUCAUUGUCUUGUAGCUUGAUGCCCGCGCAGCAGUCAUGCCUCAUCCUGACUCCUGGGCUCUUUAACCUGCACGCUCCUUCCCUCGAAGAGCAAAAGUCGCCAUGGCAGAAGCCUCAGCCUCAAUACCUGGCUGGCCUGAUGAGGUGACCGGUCUGCUCUCCAACCUCCUGCUGUGUGUCGUGUCCCUGGGCUCCGCUGUCCAAACCUUCCAGAUCAAUCGAGGGACCUCUGCCGGGUUUCUCCUCCAGGCCCUUGUGCCCCUCCUGGAUAUAGCCACCCAUCUCGCCGCCCUUCCAGGGCUCAGUUUGGAGGCUGCCCGCCACAGCCCAGACAACGCCUGGGUCUCCACGGUGGUGGGGCUCCCCCUGCUCGCCUUCGGCUUCCACUGGCUGAACGGGGACCGUGCCACGGCGAACGCCCUCUUGGGGGGCGCCCUGCUGCUGCUGCUGGCCGGCAGCUGGGGCUCCUUCUCCGAGGAAGGCAAGGCCAUCGUGGCCCACUCUGUCACCUCGGUGGUCUCCAUCAGCAUCCUGAUCGCUUCCAUCUUCACCGGAAACGCCUGCGGGAUUGCGGGCAGCCUCUUGGUGGGCACGGCUGGGGUGCUGGCAGGGACCCAGCUGCGGCGGCUACUGGUGCUCCGGAAAGAGGACGCCGUCUGCUGCCUCAUGGCGGUGGCAAACCUGACUUUGCGGCGGGCUCUGCAAGCGCAGCACCGAGAACUGGACUGAGGGGGUGGGGACUGCGGGCAAGGGGGUCCGACGGGCAGUGGGGCCAUCGCAGCAUCAGGUGAGGAAAGGCUGGUCACGUCUGUUGGGGUGCCGCAAAGAGGCUUGGGAAAUGGCCUCCAGGAAAGUCUUCAGGGAGCCUACGACUCUGGAAAGGGCGCUGCCUCUUGGGAUACUGCCAGGGAGGCAGAGGCAUCAGGCAGCCUCAUCGUCGUCUCCGGACGAUCACCGGUCUCCCGUGGAAACAGCAUCAGCCAAUUAGCGACACGAGCCUCAGACACAUUCCAAGACUCAUGCACACCCUUUUCAGCCUUUCUCCGCAACGGAAGAUUCAGACAGAAGAGCAUAUUUACAGCUUUAUUCAACGUAGGUCAGAACAAAGGAAAAACAUGACUGCUUGCAUCCGCGUCGAGGAAACAGCAGGAACAAAAGCUAUAUACAAAACGGAAGUUCCCAGCAAGAACAGUGCUGGGAGUAAACAGGCAUGUGACACACGACAAUCAUGCCUGACUCUUUUAAGGAGGAACGGAGCUAUAUCCUAACAUCCUCCCCCUUUACGUGUAACCUGUAGUACCUGUGGUUCAACCCAAUUGCAACCUUUGUACAUAAACCUUAAGUUGUUCUCUGUUAACAACCUUAGACAACAGAUGAGCAGCAAGGGGUCCUGGGCACUGCCCAUCUCAGGCAGCCAGCUUCUUCCUUUGCAGAGCUUGCUGGGUUUAGUGAGCUGGCAGAGAUGGGCAAGGACUGCUGCGUCCUUGGAGCGUGGGUAGUGCCACCUCGCACUGCGAAUGUCGGAAAUCCCACUUCUGACACCAAAGAUCCCCGCUGGUUUCUUUCACCCGGACCCUCGGCGCUUUCCUGGGUGCGCUGGUCAGGAAGCCAGGCCGAAUUGGAACGGGUGGAAGUUAUUAACUCAAGGUUUCGUUGCAGCAGGUUGCAACGGUGCUAGGUGUGUCACAGCUGUGAAACCAACAGGCUACUGGUUAAAAGGGCUCGCGUGCCUCUUGUCAGCCAUAAUAAUAAUAAUAAUUUAUUAUUUGUACCCCACCCAUCUGGCUGGGCUUCCCCAGCCACCCUGGGCGGC
This is a messenger RNA of Podarcis muralis (Common wall lizard), 1949 nucleotides long. The record is from RefSeq and is a predicted model, not a curated record. NCBI's taxonomy places the organism in Eukaryota, Metazoa, Chordata, Lepidosauria, Squamata, Lacertidae.